Messenger RNA from Aureobasidium uvarum, 785 nucleotides. The record is from the annotation of a GenBank genome assembly. Lineage: Eukaryota; Fungi; Ascomycota; Dothideomycetes; Dothideales; Saccotheciaceae.
GUGCUCUGCUCGAGCUGAGCAAGAAGAGGGAACAAGUUCCCGAAUUGGCUUUGAUCUUGUGGCACUCGUUCGGCGUCAUGACUUCGCUCCUUCAAGAGAUCAUCUCCGUCUACCCCUUGCUGAACCCCUCGCAACUCACCGCUGCUGCUUCCAACCGUGUCUGCAACGCUUUGGCUCUGCUCCAGUGUGUGGCCUCGCACGGCGAGACUCGUGGCCUCUUCCUGGGCGCCCAUAUCCCACUCUUCCUCUAUCCCUUCCUCAAUACGACAUCCAAGUCGAGGCCUUUCGAGUACUUGCGCCUCACCUCUCUUGGUGUCAUUGGUGCUCUGGUCAAGAACGACAGUUCCGAGGUCAUCAACUUCCUCCUCACGACUGAGAUCAUUCCGCUCUGCUUGCGUAUCAUGGAGACGGGUAGUGAACUCAGCAAGACUGUCGCCAUCUUCAUCGUUCAGAAGAUCUUGCUCGACGAUCUUGGCCUGCAGUACAUCUGUCAGACUUACGAGCGAUUCUACGCUGUUGGAACUGUCCUUUCCAACAUGGUCAACCAGCUGGUCGAGCAACAGACAGUGCGCCUCCUUAAGCAUGUCGUGAGAUGUUUCCUCCGUGACAACGCCCGUGCUCGUGAAGCUCUCCGUCAAUGCCUGCCCGAACCUCUCCGCGAUGCUACCUUCUCCUCUGUGUUGCGUGACGAUGCCGCAACUAAGCGUUGUCUGGCACAACUGCUCCUGGCUCUCUCGGACCAGGUUGUUGAUCCCUCGCAGCAGAAUCAGCCUACUCUUCUUCCU